AUGAAGGUAUUUUAUGUCAUAACGUAUCUUCUACUCUGCUGCAAUGGUGUUCAUUUCCAAGAUACAACAAAAUGGUAUGAGAAUCGUAUGUCAACUGAAGUUGUUCCGCCGUACAAACACGCAUAUGUCGUUAUACAACAACAAAUUUUAAAUCCUUUGAUUCUUGCAGAUGUAGAGAAACUCGAGGACGAUGAAGCAGCCGUAAUUCAACUAGCGAAACAUAUUCACUGCGCAGCAAACGAUAUUCACAAUAAUCUCGGUAAAGCAGUUGCGGCUAGUUCAAACAUUAAUCAGAAAAUUGAAGAAAUACAAGCGCAGACAGUAUCAGCUAUGAGUGUGAAAGAAGAUGAAAUACGUCAACUUGAAUCAAAUAUCCACACUACUAGCGCUAGUAUUCAUUCGACUGAAGUUCAACUAUCUCAAGCUGAGAAUGAUGUUCGACAGAAAGAGAAUGAUGUUAACAUAGCUACUGCAAAUUGGAGGCAAGCUGAACAAGACGUUAACAAAGCGCGUCAUUGCAUUGGUAAACGUUUUCUUGGAAAAAUAGGAGAUAUCGUCAAAAAACCGUUCAAAAUCGUUGAAAAAUCAGUUUGUAGCGUAGUUAAUAAUGGUGGAAUUAACCGUGCCAAAGAUAGACGAAAUGAGGCUGGUAAUGCACUUUCACUUGCUCAAAGAACAGCUGGUCACUUUCGUCAACAAUUGCAUGAUUUAAGAGUAAGAAAAUCAAAUUUUGAUACGCAGUUAAACGAAUUAAAAGCUCGUCUACAUCUGUUGCAAUCCACUCGAAAUGAAUUACAACAGCAACAGAGGCAUACAUCAACAGUUACUAAUCAACUAAAACAGGCUAUACAACAUUUAGAAAGUUUUAAUUCUACAUCAAGUGUACUAGUUACCAUUUUGAAACGAUUAGUUGAAUUUGAUAUUCUAAUUCAACCGCUAAACGCCAUUUAUAACGAAAUGUUGAAUAGUCACAUAAUGGCACAAUUUCCUGAUGGACAAAUUUCGGCUGAAACAAUUCAGCAAGUAAAAGAGAGUGUAGAGAAAUUGUCAGCUAUCCUGCCGACUAUGCCGUUAGUGAACAGUGUAGAGCAGAAUACAUGUGGAAACUGGACAAGUACUGCAAUUUUUAGCUUUAAAUAUAAGUCAACUAUAGCUCCAUCUCCGCCUACGAAUAAUCUUAAACCACAAAUACAACCAUCAUCAGUGCACACUGAACAAAAGAAAAACGAUUUUUCAGAAUUGGCACGAGCGCGUAUCCGUGAAGCUUUGCAACAAUUUAGAGACAGAAUGACAAUGCCGGACAGCCAUCUAAAUCGGUCAUCGGAAGUACUAAAACUACUUUCACAAAUCGGUAAAAUUACUAUGGAGGAGACUGAGAACGAUGUCGAAGACUAA
Messenger RNA from Didymodactylos carnosus, 1395 nucleotides. Lineage: Eukaryota; Metazoa; Rotifera; Eurotatoria; Philodinida; Philodinidae. The record is from the annotation of a GenBank genome assembly.